Lotus japonicus is the source of this 1453-nucleotide messenger RNA. RefSeq names its product secretory carrier-associated membrane protein-like. NCBI's taxonomy places the organism in Eukaryota, Viridiplantae, Streptophyta, Magnoliopsida, Fabales, Fabaceae. Gene Ontology annotation, biological process: protein transport. Gene Ontology annotation, cellular component: trans-Golgi network membrane; recycling endosome membrane. The coding region runs from base 239 to 1168 and encodes 309 amino acids. The transcript has 13 exons. The record is from RefSeq and is a predicted model, not a curated record.
UGUUCUCUCUUGGCUCCCUUCAAAGUGUACUAAGCUGACCAAAGACCAUUCCUGUGUCUGAAUUGCUGCCUUUUUCAUUUUGUUUUUCUUCUUGUUGUUUAUCAUCCAGCCAUUCAUUCCCUUGCAUAACAAGAUUCAAUAUUGGAAAUCCUUGAGUUCUUGAGUUCCAGAUCUUUGCAUAGUCUCUCUGGUUCCAAUUCCGAGGCUGCUUUCUUGCUACCACCGUCAUCUUCCUCUCAUGGCCGGCCGCUACGACAAGAACCCCUUUGAUGAAGAAGAAGUCAAUCCCUUCUCUGAUCCAGCUGUGAAGGGAAAAACAUCAAGCCAAUCAAAUUAUAGUGGGGGUGCAUUUUACACCACAAAUCCUGGAAGCGUUGCCCCUGCGUCAAACUCAAGGCUUGCACCUCUUAAUCCUGAACCUGCUGAUUAUAACUAUUUUGGGGCCACCGUUGAUAUACCUCUUGAUUCAUCAAAGGAUUUGAAAAAGAAGGAAAAGGAACUCCAAGCCAAGGAGGCUGAAUUGAAAAGACGGGAACAGGAAGUCCGACGGAAAGAAGAAGCUGCUGCACGAGCUGGCAUUGUUCUUGAGGAGAAGAAUUGGCCGCCAUUUUUUCCAAUUAUCCAUCAUGAUAUUGCUAACGAAAUUCCAAUUCAUCUUCAAAGAUUGCAAUAUGUUGCAUUUACUUCAUUGUUAGGAUUGGUGUUGUGCCUUACAUGGAACGUUGUAGCUGUCACUGCAGCUUGGAUUAAGGGAGAAGGUGUAAAAAUAUGGUUUCUUGCUAUUAUCUACUUCAUAGCAGGGGUUCCUGGAGCAUACGUCCUGUGGUAUCGCCCAUUAUAUCGUGCUUUUAGGACUGAUAGUGCUAUGAAGUUUGGAUGGUUUUUUCUGUUUUACUUGCUUCACCUCGGGUUCUGCAUCUUAGCUGCAGUUGCUCCUCCUAUAGUUUUCAAAGGAAAAUCCCUGACUGGCAUUCUGUCAGCCAUAGAUGUGAUUGAUGACCAUACUGUGAUUGGGAUUUUAUACUUCAUUGGAUUCGGAUUAUUCUGCCUUGAAAUAUUGGUCGGCAUCUGGGUUAUUCAGCAAGUGGGUAUGUACUUCCGCGGCAGUGGUAAGGCUGCUGAGAUGAAGCGCGAAGCUGCAAGAGGAACAUUGAGGGCUGCUAUAUGAUAAAUCACCUUGUGAUUAUGUUUGUAUUGAUGUUGUAUAUUACUAGCCACAGAAAUUGCGAAUUAAAGUAUUUUACUGAGGUGAUUUUUUUGAACUGUUUCUCUUGUUUAACAUGUUCAUGUGGUUUGUUACUUGUUAGUGUAUAUUAUAAGCAGAGAGUUCAUCCUCUAUACAUGUAGUUCAUCCUCAAUCCCUUUUUUCCUUGACUUGUAACUAGAUCUGAAUGUUUGAUUAUCAAACAUUUUUUAUUUUACACGCAGAUUUCGUUAAUGUUUGAUUAAACCA